GAUCCUCAAGAAGCGGAUGGUCAGAUGAAAUGGCACACAGAGAAAACAUGAACACCUCGAGCAUUUACAGCACAUUUGGACGCUUCUUCCCAAACAACUUUUCUCUUUGGGAGCAUCUCCAGAAGAACUGGACCACGCGUGAUUUGACGCCUUUCUCCAUCGACUUUCUGUUCGCGGGUCAUGAACCGGACACUAUAGUUUUAAUGGUGAUGUAUGUGAUAUCUUUCGUGACCGGACUGGUGGGGAAUAUCAUGGCUCUGUGGGUCCUGACGCGCCGCAGGAAUCGCUUGUCUGGAGCUUCAGCCACCAGGAGACUCCUGGUCAACCUGGCGGUGUGCGACAUGAUGGUGGUGUGUGUCUGCAUGCCGGUUAACUUAGGACAUCAGGUGUAUAACGCCUGGGUGUUUGGAGACUUUCUGUGUCGAGCUGUGCCGUUCGUUCAGGCGGUGUCAGUCUCUGCGAGCGUUCUGAGUCUGGCGGUGAUAAGUCUGAACAGAUACUACAGCGUCCACAGUCCUCUGCACGCCAGGUCUUUCUUCACGGCCAGCAGAAUGAUAUGCAUGAUAGCUGUGGUGUGGGUCGUGUCUUCUGCAUUAUGUUUGCCGUUAUUUUUCAUGAACAGAACCAAGACGCUUUCCCUUCUAGACGGGCUGCACACUGUGACCGUGUGCGUGGAAAGCUGGUCUAAAGUCAAACUGCGCCAGGGUUACAACUUUUUACUCUUCUGCGCUUUGUAUGGAUUCCCGGUGGUCUUUAACUUAAUCAUUUGCUUCCUGACCGGUUGGAAACUGAGUAGAGGAGGCACUGCAUCAAUAUCAGAUCCCAACCAGCUCGCGCUGACCUCUUCGACAUCGCGCCUGAAAACGCGCAAGAGGAUCGCCAAAAUGGUCUUCGCGCUCGUGCUGCUCUUCACUUUCUCUUGGCUGCCACUCUACGCCGUGGACAUCUGGAUCGAUGCCAACAUCCCCAGCUCUCCUGACCGAAACGACGAGCUGAGCAACGUUGAGCAUCGUUGGAUUCUCCAGAGCAGACCCUUUGCGCAAUGGCUGGGUCUCACCAACUCGUCCCUCAAUCCCCUCUGCUACUGCUUUGUUGGAAACUUGUACAGAUCGGCCAAAAGGUUCAGAGAAAGCUACAGAGAGAAGAUGUCUUCGGUCUUGAGUCUGACCAAUAAAUCUUCAAUUAGAAAUUCCGCGUCUAAAAUCCAGCCGCGCAACUCUGGCUCAUCCAGGAGGUUUGCUUCGGAAACGAGGAGCGACACUGUUUUCAAGCUGACCAGAAGUAAAAGCGUGUCUUCGACGACCGUGUGUGAGAGUAUUUGACCUGUUGAGCAUGAGAAUGUACAGACAGACUAUAAACAAAGACGGAGAUGUUAAUAGGGUGAUGCUUUAUAAACAACUUUCAUUGAUAAGUCAUUAGCAAACAUCAUAUGCUGCUUAACAGAGUAGUAGUUCGUGUACAUUUCAGUCUAAAUAUAAUUUUUUUUAAGUUUCUUUGUGACACAAUAACAUGCUUCUAUUUUGCAUCUAUUGAUUAUUAUUUUUUUCUUUUUUAUAAUUAAAUUUUUCAUUAAAAUAUUUCCAGAAUAAUUUGAAUUUGAAGAGUAUUUGGCAUGUCUCUUUUUUCCAGUGUUGACUUAGACUUAUAAUGCAUAAUGUAAUAUUGUUAAUAGAUUAAAGAUGUUUUAAAAAGUUAUUAAUCAAAGUUAUCAUUUAGUAUAAAUGUAAAUUAUAUAUUUAUCUUGCCUAUUUUGAUGGGGGUUUUUUUAUUAUUAUUAUUAUUAUUUUCAGUUAAAUAAAUGAAUACCAGGCUUGUUCUGAAAUCAUAUAUGAGUGGAAAAUUGUGGUCCGAUUUCUGGGGACAAACCCAGAGCGUGUGGCUCAAGUCAAGAUUAAUGGUAUACCGCUGAGAGGCUUUAGCCCUGACGUGUGGUUGUCUGUUAUUCUUCCCAAUUUUCCCCGGUAGAAAUCUGAAGAGCUCUAAAUUAUAAAUAUUCCUACUGCUAUACAUUAUGACUGUAUCACCGCACCAUGUUUACAGUCUUUCUGUAAACUGAAGUUAUAAGAAAAUUACAAAUUAGAGUUAUUAUAAAAACAUAAUGCUUUUGUUCCAGUGUUUGCUGUCACUCAAGAAAAUUACUUGGUUGGAGAUGGAUAUAUUUAUUGAUGUUUUUGUUUUAUUUUUACUGAUGUUGAUUACAGAUGUACACUCUUUCAGUGAAUAGUAACCCUGUAAUUUUGACAAACACAUCUCCACAAUUUUCUGUGCAAUUAAAUGAAUUUCACAUGAAUCCGGACAAAUGGCAUUCUAAGGUUAUCCUCAAGUGCAAAAGAUUUUCUGUGAUCUGUGCAAGCAUGCUAUAUUUCAGAAACUGCCAGCUUUGCUUCUGAAAAUUGACUGUGCAUAAUUUGCUUAGAAAUGAAUGCAAGCAAGAUACAUCAGAGAUACAUUGCAAAUGAGUGCUGGUUAUUGUAAAUUUGACAUAAGUGUCACUUCAGAUGCUGAUACUAUUAUAAAUACCCAAAUAAGCUAAUGCUCUGCAUUUGACUCAUUUUAAUGAAUAUCUAAUUUUCAAUCAGUAGUGUUACCACCACUUAAGCUUAAAAUGCACACACAUCGAUUACAUGAUAUAAUAGUCUCUUAAUAUGUCUUAAUAUUCUGUGCUUAAAUGUUUAACACAGCAUUUGAAUAAUAUGUCAUCUCGUUUUUGAUAAAACGGUUAAAAUUUCAAAGCUCAUCUGAAGCACAGCAAAACUAGCUCUAUUUUUCCAAAUAUAUUACUCUUUUUUUCUCUUUUUUGAAUAGCCCUAAUGCAUUACCAUAAUUUACAUUUUUUACUGUUUAUAGCAGGGAAAAUAGAGUGACUAAGGCUAUUUUGCUUUAAAAGAUCUCAAGAGUGAUUACAUUUAUUUAAACUGAAUGUCUAGCACAAAUGGGCUCCUGUCAGUCAUUGAAAACAAAUGAGUGCCUUAAUGGAUAUAGUGCCCCUGUUAAUAACCUCAGAGAGCUUGUGCCGUCAACAAUUCAAUCUUGUUUCAAAACAAAAGGAACGUCGGUGAUAAAAAAGCAUGUCAUUUGAUGUGGCUUUAAAAGCGUAAUUCAAAGUCUUAUAUUAAAACAAUUACUGCAGCUUAAUAAUUCACACCUGAUGUAGUGAAUAAAUGACACAAUAUUUAAGAUUUUAGGCUGUUCAUGUUCAUAGGCAGUCUAUGAAUGAUC
Messenger RNA from Cyprinus carpio (common carp), 3219 nucleotides. Its product is annotated as galanin receptor 2a-like. Gene Ontology annotation, biological process: neuropeptide signaling pathway. Gene Ontology annotation, molecular function: peptide binding; G protein-coupled receptor activity. NCBI's taxonomy places the organism in Eukaryota, Metazoa, Chordata, Actinopteri, Cypriniformes, Cyprinidae. The record is from RefSeq and is a predicted model, not a curated record. Gene Ontology annotation, cellular component: membrane.